GUGCGCAGCAGCCUUUGCGCAGACGCACAACAACUGCCCUGAUCAGCUGACUGUGAGUGAGAUGCUGUGUUGAAGCACCUUUGAGUCGAAAAGCUGUUAUUAUCUGCGGUAUGUAUGGGAAGCUGCUACUGUUUACCUGAAUUACACCGUGUGGACCAAACACUAAAGCCAUUAAUCACACCGUGACUUCACAUCAAAGGCCCGGUGGACAAACCUCUUACCAGCAGCUAUGACAGAAUUCUGGUUGAUCUCCGCUCCAGGGGAGAAGACGUGCCAGCAGACCUGGGACAAGUUGAUGGUGGCCACUACACGCACCAACAACCUCUCUGUUAACAACAAGUUCAACAUCCCUGAUCUCAAGGUGGGAACACUAGAUGUCUUAGUGGGUCUGUCAGAUGAACUGGCUAAACUAGACACUUUUGUGGAAAGUGUGGUGAAGAAGGUCGCUCAGUACAUGGCCGAUGUCUUGGAGGACAGCCGAGACAAAGUGCAGGAGAACCUGCUUGCUAAUGGAGUUGACCUGGUCACCUAUAUCACCAGAUUUCAGUGGGACAUGGCGAAGUAUCCAAUCAAACAGUCUCUGAAAAACAUCUCUGAGAUCAUCGCCAAGCAAGCGUCUCAGAUAGACAACGACCUGAAGGCUAGAGCUUCAGCCUACAACAACCUGAAGGGAAACCUGCAAAACCUGGAGAGAAAGAAUGCGGGGAGCUUGUUGACCAGGAGUUUGGCUGACAUAGCGAAGAAAGAGGACUUUGUACUGGACUCGGAGUACCUGAUUACCAUGCUGGUGGUUGUCCCAAAGACAGGCUACACUGACUGGCAGAAGACGUAUGAAACCCUGUCAGAAAUGGUUGUGCCACGCUCCACAAAGCUGCUGUUUGAAGAUCACGACAGCGGUCUGUUCAGUGUCACUCUCUUCAGGAAGGCUAUAGAUGACUUCAAGCACAAGGCCAGGGAAAACAAGUUUACGGUGCGGGAUUUCCAGUACAAUGAGGAGGAGAUGAAGGCUGACAAAGAAGAGAUGACACGUUUGUCCACUGACAAGAAAAAACAGUUUGGGCCUUUGGUACGAUGGCUGAAAGUGAAUUUCAGCGAAGCCUUCAUCGCGUGGAUUCACAUAAAAGCCCUGCGUGUGUUUGUGGAGUCAGUAUUAAGAUAUGGGCUGCCGGUGAACUUCCAGGCCAUGCUGCUGCAGCCAACCAAGAAGAACAUGAAGAAGCUGAGAGAGGUGCUCAACGACUUGUACAAACACCUGGACAGCAGCGCUGCCAUCAUUGAUGCUGCUAUGGACAUUCCAGGGCUGAACUUGAGCCAGCAGGAGUACUACCCCUAUGUUUACUACAAGAUCGACUGCAACCUGCUUGACUUCAAAGUCUAGAAUCAUUUGCAUCAUCAUCUCAUUCUCUGUGCAGUAGAAUUAUGAUGUGGCAUGUUCACAUGCCCAAACUUUAAUUUAUUUCCACCCUGCUUUUCCUGUUUUUUGUUUUCGCCUCUUGUCUUCCCAUCCUGUGUUCCUCUCUCCUGCUGCUGUUACAUUCCUGGGGCCAUAUUGAAUAAGUUGCUGAACUUCUGUUCUAAUGUACUUGACAAAUAUGGGCCAUCUUCUUUUUUUUGUUUUUUGUCAUUUCCCUUUGUGCCACGCUGUAGAAGUGAAGUGCUCCCCAGUAAACCCACCAAAAUGGUUGACAUUCCCCUUCAAAGGACAUAUAAAAUGUUGCAUUUUAAUUUUCUCCCUGUCUCCCAUCUUCAUUCGAAGCAACAAAAACUGUACACGUGGGGAACAAUUGGAAGAAAAAAUAAAUGUAUGUUAAAUAUAGUAUUUAUUUAAAGCCUCUCAAAUCAGUCGAUAUGUUUUUGUUUGUUCAGUUUUUUGAAAGUGAAGUGUUUUUAGCUCCAUGUAAGGACUGUCUGUUACAAGUAGAUGUUUCCCCCCUUAAAGCUGUAAACCUGUGAAAUACUGAGACGGAUCAUUCUACAGUAAAAUGAAGCAAUACGUUUGCUGACAGUAUGCUUCUAUACUUUCUGUAUAUUAUGCAGUUUGAGAAAAAUAAUAAGAGGUCUAUGUGCAUAUACUGUAUUGUCAGUAUAACUGAAAAUCACACCACAUAUUUAAAAUAAAUGUGAAAAAUAAAUAGUCUAUGUGAAAUAUAUUUGA
Cottoperca gobio is the source of this 2155-nucleotide messenger RNA. RefSeq names its product ATPase H+ transporting V1 subunit C1b (gene atp6v1c1b). The record is from RefSeq and is a predicted model, not a curated record. Gene Ontology annotation, cellular component: vacuolar proton-transporting V-type ATPase, V1 domain; lysosomal membrane. Bases 230 to 1378 code for a protein of 382 amino acids. Gene Ontology annotation, biological process: proton transmembrane transport. The transcript has 13 exons. Lineage: Eukaryota; Metazoa; Chordata; Actinopteri; Perciformes; Bovichtidae. Gene Ontology annotation, molecular function: proton-transporting ATPase activity, rotational mechanism.